UCCAUUUAGUUGCAAAUAACACAAAGUGUGAGAAUUUUAUCACAUUAUAAAUAUAAUCGGAAUCGCACGAGCUAUAUUCAUUUAGUAUCUAACCUCGUAUGACAUUAGAAGGAAAUGUUUCAAGCCGCUAUAAUAAUUGUUCUGGCAAUAGGCAGCAUAGGCUGCAUUCCUAUUGAGUCAUCAUCUAGCAAUGUCGGACUAGAUCGGCCUUCUCCCAUCAACCCGGAAGUUGUCAGUGAUCCUAAACCAAAGGAAACCUUGGUGAGUGCCUCAGAAAAGCCAAAAUCGGGGGAGAGCUGGUUACAAAAAAUUCCUGCAAAGGGAGACAAGCUAAGUACCGAGCUGGAUCAAGCUGAACCUAGCAUAUCGCAAGAACCAAAAGCAAAACGUCAAAUUGAUCAACCGGAGGCUCCCAUCUCCAAACCAGCAUUCAAACGAGACCAGCAAAUAACCACAACGACAAGUAGUCCAAAGCGUUUGAGCACAACUACAGCUGAACCGGUGUCUCUAAAGACACCGAUUGUCCACACAUCCGGUGCUAAAACAAAACGAAGUGCAGAUGAUGGUUCAUCUACCAGCACUAACAGCACUCGCCCAACCAGCACUCGAGCACCGCUCAUCAGUAGUGACAACAGUGACAAUGAUAACAGCGGUCCACAUUUCGUACGACCGGUUCCAGUGGAACAGAUUCUGAAAAAUAUUCACGAGGGUAGUCGAGCCCAUCAACCAUCACCAAUUGUGUUGCAUCACGACGAAAAUAAAACUGAAGCAACGAAUGUAGCUAGUGAUACUACAGGCAGUAGUAGUGACAAAAAAGUAUACCAUAAAGCAGCUAGUAAGAAAUCGGAAUCUGAAGAACACGAGCAGGAGCACGAUGACGAGGACUCAUCAGAGGAAAAGAAAGUUCAAUGAGAAUAGAACUUUCAAUUAGUGAGACAGACUGUUGUGAUACGAACCAACGUAUUACGGUUGAUGAAAGAUUGUAGCAGAGAGCAGACCGACACGUUCAAUAAAUGAAAAACUAUGUCUAUAGUUCCACAAAUGGGCCUAACUGCAAACGAGAGCCCCUCUUAGUUUACUUUUUCUUUUGAUAAUUACGGAGUCGUUCCCGAAAUCUUUGGAAAGUUUCCAAUAUAAAUCUAAAGCUUGUAGAUUUAACUGGAAAGUUAUUCGAAGAGUAAGACGUCAAAUAUAAAAUAAAUUCGGUAAAUCGUGAAAGCAAAACUAACAAAGAAAAACUGUCAUUUUCAGUUAGGACCUUUUGUUUUUGAACUAUAGAUAUGUUGUUUUCACAAGCAUCUUUUUUUAAA
This is a messenger RNA of Malaya genurostris, 1310 nucleotides long. RefSeq lists its product as uncharacterized. The coding region runs from base 115 to 912 and encodes 265 amino acids. NCBI's taxonomy places the organism in Eukaryota, Metazoa, Arthropoda, Insecta, Diptera, Culicidae. The transcript is spliced from 2 exons. The record is from RefSeq and is a predicted model, not a curated record.